GUGUUCGGUCAGACUGUGUCUGAAGCACACGCGUGGCACCAGAAGCUCUAUUGAGACAUUCAAAUUCUCCUUCAUAUCAGUAAACAAGAACAUUUCCUACACCAUAAGAAAAUCAUCUAAAAAUAGAAGUGCGAUAUUUUCCACAUCCCUUACUCCACACUGUAAGAAAAAAAAAGGUGCAAUUUUGAUUCGAUUUUGCGAAGUUGAUUUUUAUUUGCGAUUCAAAAUCAUUAACCUUCACAAACACGACACGUUUAGCCCAAUUUUCGCAGUGAAAUUCCACAGAGUGUUGAUUUUAUCUAUUUUUACAAUUUUCAUUUUAAUAUCUCUUACAACGUGCGACAGAUGAAUUUAAGAGAGUGUGGGUGAAUUUUUCGCCGCAUGUGAUAGAAAACAGACAUUCUUUGCGAGAGUGGCUUUUUUGAGAAGAAUUUCUCGCUACUGGAUUUUCCUUUUCUCCAACAUACACUCAAAUUGCCACUAUAAGAAGGUUCAUAAACACCUGGAAACUCCUAAAACGCGACCACUUCUCCUUGUGGAAUAUAUCUGUGGGAGAUUGGAAUGAAAAUUAAAUGUGCAAAGGAUGUUAGUAAAAGUGAAUGGAUUUCCCAGAAGACAUCCUAAGUGGUGUUAUUGUUUGAGUAUAAAAAUGAAGUGAAUUUCUUUAGUGAAAGGAGUGAAGUUUUUAGAGGAAAUAUUUAAUUUCUGAAGAGAUAAAUGGCAUCGCCAGGUGACCCAAAGUGGUUAGCGAUGAGCUCUGUAGCGAAUUCCGUAGUAAAUAGUAGUCACAGUAUCCACGGGAUACCACAGCAGGAUGCAGCUAUUAUGGAUCUGGAGCUAAGCUAUGGUGAUGCAAUCCUCGGCAGCGAUGUAAUUUACACAAAUGGAUCACGAUAUGAUCUCAUUCACAACGAAAUGGUUCAAACAACGUUCUGUAUUCUCUACUUUAUGAUCUUCGUCCUCGGUGUGGUGGGCAAUGUCCUCGUGUGCUUUGUGGUGUUCAGAAAUCGCGCCAUGCAAACAGUGACGAAUCUAUUCAUCACAAAUCUCGCCCUAUCUGACAUCCUCCUUUGCUUCCUGGCCGUGCCCUUCACCCCAAUGUACACAUUCACCCGUGGCUGGGUCUUUGGUACAAUUCUCUGCCAUUUGGUACCCUACGCCCAGGGCUGUAGCGUCUACAUUUCCACACUGACGCUCACAUCUAUUGCAAUUGAUCGAUUCUUCGUCAUCAUCUACCCAUUCCACCCACGGAUGCGACUCGCCACGUGCAUCUACAUCAUCGUAAGCAUCUGGGGAUUCUCCCUUCUUGCCACCCUCCCAUACGGGCUCUACAUGAAGGUGUUCGCAAUGAAUCACACAGGAGUAUGGCAAAACUACUGCGAGGAAGAUUGGCCAUCGGAGCAGUAUAGAAAAAUUUUUGGAUCCUUCAAUUCAACUCUCCAAUUUGUUCUUCCCUUUCUCAUUAUCUCCAUUUGCUACACCUGCGUGUCCGUUAAACUGAACGAUCGUGCACGCACAAAACCAGGCUCGAAGACAUCACGUCGCGAAGCAGCAGAUCGUGACCGGAAGAAGCGAACAAACCGGAUGCUAAUCUCCAUGGUUGCUGUCUUCGGAAUUUCCUGGCUACCCCUGAAUGUUGUCAAUAUAUUCAAUGAUUUCUACGCACGUACGGAGGAGUGGCGGUUCUACAAUGUAAUUUUUUUUAUUUCACAUUGUGUCGCAAUGUCCUCAACGUGCUACAAUCCAUUCCUGUAUGCAUGGCUCAAUGAGAACUUCCGCAAGGAGUUCAAGCUAGUUCUUCCGUGCUUCCAUCCUGUUCAACGACGCAAUGGGAUUCUGCCGAGUGGUACAAAAUGGCGCUCUGAAAGGACGUGCAACGGCAACAAUGAGACCGUACAGGAAUCCCUUCUACCAUCAAGCUAUGUCCGUUCAAGUGGUGUCACGGAAAUCAUCCCACGUGGCCCAACAGGACACGAUGACGAUCGUUUACCUAUGAAGCUCUUCAAUAGCGUAGACACCAUACUCCUGUCCGAGGUGGCACCUCCAGCAACUGUCACGGGCACCGUUGUCCUUCCUUCUGGUGUCCUAGAAACUCAAUUUGACUCUCCCACUUUGCCACCAUUAGUAGCACGACAACCAACGAGUCUCUUCUAAGAAAUGCCAACAAUGGUAUCUAUACAUUUGCGGCAUGAGGACCCAAAAAAGCUGAUGGGGUGGAUAUAAGGAAAUCCCAGCAGAUUGAAAUUUUCACAGAAAACUCAAUACACCUCAUCAUAUCUAUAUAUUUAUAGAUUUAUGUAUGUAUAUAAUGAACACUCCUCGAUGGAGAUAUCAACGAAAGUCAUUAAUAUAGCGUGCUUAAGUGUAACAUGAAAAACACUGGAGGAUUCACUUUGCAGAAGAAAAAAUACUCCCAAAAUGAAAUUCUUCACUUCCCAAAAAUGACAGAGAAAUGAUUUUGUCAAUUAGAUUUAUUAGAAAAAAGAAUCGGAAGUGAUGAUAUUUCUGAGAAAGUUUUUAAUUUAUUUUUUUACGUAAAAAAAAUACCCAAAUUUUUAAAGAAAAAAAAACGCUUUACAGUUAGUGCUCG
Messenger RNA from Lutzomyia longipalpis, 2590 nucleotides. Its product is annotated as prolactin-releasing peptide receptor-like. The record is from RefSeq and is a predicted model, not a curated record. NCBI's taxonomy places the organism in Eukaryota, Metazoa, Arthropoda, Insecta, Diptera, Psychodidae. The coding region runs from base 718 to 2154 and encodes 478 amino acids. The transcript is spliced from 4 exons. Gene Ontology annotation, cellular component: neuron projection; plasma membrane. Gene Ontology annotation, biological process: G protein-coupled receptor signaling pathway. Gene Ontology annotation, molecular function: neuropeptide Y receptor activity; neuropeptide binding.